Molecule: messenger RNA, 1083 nt
Organism: Manihot esculenta (cassava)
Lineage: Eukaryota; Viridiplantae; Streptophyta; Magnoliopsida; Malpighiales; Euphorbiaceae
Product: aldehyde dehydrogenase family 7 member B4
Exons: 7
Coding region: 12-815 (267 amino acids)
Molecular function (GO): aldehyde dehydrogenase (NAD+) activity
Source: RefSeq, a predicted model, not a curated record
UCAAGGAAACUAUGCAUAUUCUACAGGUUGGCUUGAUGGUGCAACAAACAGUGAAUCAGAGAUUCGGUAAAUGCUUGCUUGAACUAAGUGGAAACAAUGCUAUAAUAGUAAUGGAUGAUGCAGAUAUUCAGUUAGCUGUUCGUUCCAUUUUGUUUGCUGCUGUUGGGACAGCUGGUCAGCGGUGCACAACAUGUCGUAGGCUGCUUCUUCACGAGAGCAUAUAUGACAGAGUAAUUGAUCAACUACUUAGUGUAUAUAAACAAGUUAAAGUUGGGGAUCCGUUGGAAAAAGGUACCUUGCUUGGGCCAUUGCAUACUUCUGAAUCAAGAAAGAAUUUUGAAAAGGGAAUAGAGACCAUUAAGUCCAAGGGAGGUAAGAUCCUAACAGGCGGUUCUGUUAUAGAAUCCGAAGGCAAUUAUGUUCAGCCUACAAUUGUUGAGAUUUCGCCAAAGGCAGAUGUCGUUAAGGAGGAGUUAUUUGCUCCUGUUCUUUAUGUUAUGAAAUUUCAGACUUUACAAGACGCGAUUGAAAUAAACAAUUCAGUGCCUCAAGGACUAAGCAGUUCGAUCUUCACCCGCAAACCUGAAGUUAUCUUCAAAUGGAUCGGGCCACAAGGAAGUGACUGUGGCAUUGUGAAUGUAAAUAUACCAACAAAUGGUGCUGAAAUUGGUGGUGCUUUCGGCGGCGAAAAAGCUACAGGAGGUGGCCGUGAAGCAGGAAGUGAUUCUUGGAAACAGUACAUGCGACGAUCGACUUGUACUAUAAAUUACGGGAAUGAAUUACCACUAGCACAAGGCAUCAACUUCGGCUCAUAGAAACACAUUAAGAAGCAUUCUGGGAGGUUGAGAGCAAAGCUUCGGGCUUAGAGCUUUUGUGAUUACAACUAGAUUUUAGCUAGUGAAAGAGUCGCUUGACAAAUUAUAUUGAUAAUAAUAGUUCACUGCUUCAUCCAAAUUUAAAUUGUUUUUUUAUUUUCCAUUUCUUAUUUUACAUAAGUGUAUGAAAUGGUUCUAUAUGUCAUAGUUAUAAUAAACAAAAUAUUUUAAAAAAUCAUUGAAUGAGGGAAAGUGAGGUAUUUAUCUA